AUGGCUACACAAGGAGGAGCCUCCGGCAUAAAUGCACGCGCACAAUCCGGCUUCGCCAAGUCGGCUGCUUACAACACACAUCGCCCGACGUACUCUUCCUCAAUUGUGCAGCUCCUGCUUGAGAAUGUUGGAGUGGCCGGGAAGAAACAUGCCAAGAUCAUUGACCUCGCCGCGGGCACUGGGAAGUUCACAGAAGCGCUCGCGGCGAGGGAGGAAGAGUUUGAGAUUAUCGCUGUUGAGCCGCAUUCUGACAUGAGAAAUGUCCUCGAGAGCAAGAACUUGCCGCGGGUGAAAGUCGUGAAUGGGACGGGGGAGAAAGUGGAUGCUGUGGAGGAUGGGAGUAUCGAUGCCGUCGUUGUCGCACAGGGUUUCCAUUGGUUCAGUAACAUGACCGCACUGAAAGAGAUUCACCGCGUGCUAGCGAGACAUUCUGCCCUUGGUCUUGUUUGGAACGUCGAGGAUUACAACAAUGCUCGCGACCACAAGGCUUCGACGCCAUGGGAGGCAAGACUGCAUGAUCUCACCUGGAAAGUCGCAGAAGAAGUUGGCGAUGAGGUACCACGAUUUCGCCAUUUGCAAUGGCGGAAAGUCUUCGAUGAGCAAGUGAAGAAGACGCCGCUGUCUCUUAUCAUUGCGAGUGAUGACCAGCUGUUCUCGCUACCGAUUGCGGAGCAGCAGGAGCCGUUUGAGGUGGCGCUGAGUGUUGAUAGCCUGUGGGAUCGAUACAGCGCCUUGGGGCACAUUGCUGCGCUGGAGGGAGUGUAUCGCGAGCGUGUACGCAAGACUUUCAUGGACAUUGUCUCAGCGGACGAGGUGGAGAAGAAUGAGAAAGGAGAGGUCACUGUUCAUGGCAAUACUUAUGCCGUCUGGACUACGAAGAUUCCGACGGAAGGCCGUACAGGCACUGAGGCCCUUGGUGAUGUCGAAAGACGAGAGGAGUAA
This is a messenger RNA of Fulvia fulva, 942 nucleotides long. RefSeq lists its product as uncharacterized. The record is from RefSeq and is a predicted model, not a curated record. NCBI's taxonomy places the organism in Eukaryota, Fungi, Ascomycota, Dothideomycetes, Mycosphaerellales, Mycosphaerellaceae. The transcript has 2 exons. The coding region runs from base 1 to 942 and encodes 313 amino acids.